This is a messenger RNA of Mandrillus leucophaeus (drill), 1467 nucleotides long. It is a transcript of the gene GSTM3, whose product is annotated as glutathione S-transferase mu 3 (brain). Gene Ontology annotation, molecular function: glutathione transferase activity. The record is from RefSeq and is a predicted model, not a curated record. NCBI's taxonomy places the organism in Eukaryota, Metazoa, Chordata, Mammalia, Primates, Cercopithecidae. The transcript is spliced from 9 exons. Gene Ontology annotation, biological process: glutathione metabolic process. The coding region runs from base 243 to 911 and encodes 222 amino acids.
GGGUGAUUCUGAGAAGGCUUCAAGGAAUAGGCAGACAUUUGAACAAGGCUGCUGAGGAAGGAUAGGCUGUGGAUAUUAGGCUGCAGCGCUCCCGCCCGUGUCCCGCCUCGGCUUGCGAGGCCCUGAACCCCAACACCGACAGAAGUCGCGCCUGCUCACGGCCCCGUGGAGCCGCGGAGGGAGGGGACGGAGAACAGGGCGGAGGCGGAGUCAGGACGCCAGCGCGUGGGCCCCGCCCCCUUAUGUCGGGUAUAAAGCCCCUCCCGCUCACGGUUUCCCCAGUCCGCCAAGGCUCGGAAACCCUUCACCAUGUCGUGCGAGGCGUCUAUGGUUUUGGGGUACUGGGAUAUUCGUGGGCUCCUGACUAUGAUCGAAGCCAAUGGCUGGAUGUGAAAUUCAAGCUGGACCUGGAUUUUCCUAAUCUGCCCUACCUCAUGGAUGGGAAGAACAAGAUCACCCAGAGCAAUGCCAUCUUGCGCUACAUUGCUCGCAAGCACAACAUGUGUGGUGAGACUGAGGAAGAAAAGAUUCGAGUGGACAUCAUAGAGAACCAAGUAAUGGAUUUCCGCACACAACUGAUAAGGCUGUGUUACAGCUCUGAGCACGAAAAACUGAAGCCUCAGUACUUGGAAGAGCUACCUGGACAACUGAAACAAUUCUCCAUGUUUCUGGGGAAAUGCUCAUGGUUUGCAGGGGAAAAGCUCACCUUUGUGGAUUUUCUCACCUAUGAUAUCUUGGAUCAGAACCGUAUAUUUGAGCCCAAGUGCCUGGAUGAGUUCCCAAACCUGAAGGCUUUUAUGUGCCGUUUUGAGGCUUUGGAGAAAAUCGCUGCCUAUAUACAGUCUGAUCAGUUCUUCAAGAUGCCCAUCAACAACAAGAUGGCCCAGUGGGGCAACAAGCCUGUAUGCUGAGCAGGAGGUAGACUUGCAGAGCUUGUUUUGUUUCAUCCUGUCCCUAAGGGAUCAGCACUCUUUCUUUGCUCUUUUCAAUAAAUAGCAUUUAGGUUACUGGUGUCCAGCUGAAUUUCUCUUGGGUAUAAAGGCUAAAAGGGAAAAAGAAUAAGUGGAGAAUCAUCAAGAUAUGAAUUGAAUCACUGCAACACUGGCAUCCCCCUACUCCCCAACUGAGUUCAAGCACUGUAGGUUCAUGCCCAAGCCUUGAGAGUGGGUACUAGAAAAAGAUUGCACAGUUGGAGAGAGCAGGUAUGUUAAAUGGGACUGGAGUCCCUGUGAAGACUGGGUGAAGUAAAACUGUGGUACUGAUGGACUUAACUGGAGUUCAAAAACCAUCCUGUGUACACAUGGGAGUUUAGUGUGAUAAAGGUAGUAUUUCAGACUGGUGGUCUAGCCAGUAGAGUUGGGACAAUUGCUUACUCAUUAAAAAUAAUAGACCCCCCCCACUUGACACUAUUCACUAAAAUCUGGAAUUUAAGACCCAACAUUAAACACAGAGCUGUUGAAGUAUUGA